Molecule: messenger RNA, 1620 nt
Organism: Anopheles maculipalpis
Lineage: Eukaryota; Metazoa; Arthropoda; Insecta; Diptera; Culicidae
Product: zinc finger protein 287-like
Exons: 3
Coding region: 51-1511 (486 amino acids)
Biological process (GO): regulation of transcription by RNA polymerase II
Molecular function (GO): DNA-binding transcription factor activity, RNA polymerase II-specific; RNA polymerase II cis-regulatory region sequence-specific DNA binding
Source: RefSeq, a predicted model, not a curated record
CAGAACUAAGCUUUUUGGAAUACUCGCCGGAAGUAAAACAAACAGUCAAAAUGAAUUCACUCGUCAUCGUGUACGUCCCCCAUACGGUUGAGUACACACCUGCUGUACAAUUUUCCUCGUUGGAGUAUUUGACUGUUUCAGUCAACGAAAUGGAGAGCGAAGACGAUAACACGGACAGUGUCAAAUCGAUUGCAGGAAUGCCAUCCGGAACAGUGUUGAAAAACAAAGCAAUGCAGGGCAAACUGAUGCAGCACAUCAUGAAAGACGAUUUGCUGCUGCUGAAUUCUGCGGGAAAGUUGAACCCACAAAUUGAGGACAGUGAUGAGCUUCCGAUCUUUGACUGCGACAUAAAUGCGACCGAAUAUGAUAGAAUAAUUAGCAGUGAAAUAGUGUUAGAGGAAUCAUCGUCUAGCUUUGACGAGGGCAUAGGUUUGAGCAACACGGACGACUCAAGUGACGAUCAAGCAAGUGCCAAAACCAAAGCACCGGAUACUACCAAAUCUAUUGACGGUCCUGAAGCAAACGAUUACACUCGCAAGCAGAAAAAAGACAAAUCCAAAUGCUACCAAUGUGAAAUCUGUGACGAACGGUUUACGAUGAAGAAACACCUCCGGGAGCACCACGGUACGAAGCAUCCGGGGCAAAACUGCAACAAAUGUGCCGUGUGUGAGAAAACGUUCAAGCUACGCUCAAACCUGCGGCAGCAUCUUCGCAUUCACACGGGUGAACGUCCAUUUCGCUGUGACAUUUGCUGCAAAACGUUCGUCCAGGGCAGCGCCCUAACGGUCCACCGGGAAUUGCACAAGGAGCAAAGGGACUAUGAGUGUCCAGUGUGCAAGAAAGCGUUCAAAUCGAAAUUCGCUUUCAAAAAACACGAAAAAGUACACAUUGGAUUAAGGCCGUUCAAGUGCGACGAGUGCGGCAAAUCCUUUACCCAGUCUUGUAACCUGAAAGCGCACCAGAAACUCCACACGGGCAAUCACGCCUACCAGUGUGCGACCUGCUCCAAGACCUUCCGAUUCAAGUCUCACUAUCAGGAUCACCUGAUGACGCACACCAAGGAAAAGAAGUACUGCUGUGGCCAGUGUGGCCGUACCUUCGCGUACAAAAACUCCUUCCAGCGCCAUACACAAAUCCACCGGGACGAAGCUCAACACCACUGUGCAGAGUGCGGGAAGCAGUUCAGCAAACUGAGUCAUCUCACCUUCCACCACAAAUCUCACGGCUGCGUACGGGAGGGAAAGGACGGUGACGGUGGUUCGAAAAAUCUGACUUGCGAUAUCUGUAGCAGCGUCUUUGAACGGCCCGAUGCCUUGCUCGCCCAUCGACGGGAGCUACACAUUGCCGAGAGCAGCGUGCGUGAAAAGGGACGAUCUCGCUACAAAUGCGUUAUCUGCAGCAAAUCUUUCCGGGAGGAGAAGGAGCUACGUACCCAUUUCAAAUUACACGAGGCCGACGAUUGUCCCUUUCAGUGUGGGAUGUGUGGAAUCCUCAACCUAAACCAUACCUAACUGACAGCGUUCGGUUCUUUUCCUAGAGGAGCGAAAAAGGCUCAGGUUGAAUUUACUGUAUGAUAAGAACAAAUUCUGUGAUAUCUCUCUGAGUGUAUGAAAUAUAAAC